This is a messenger RNA of Jatropha curcas, 1458 nucleotides long. It is a transcript of the gene CTF7, whose product is annotated as protein CTF7. Gene Ontology annotation, molecular function: protein-lysine-acetyltransferase activity. The record is from RefSeq and is a predicted model, not a curated record. Gene Ontology annotation, biological process: mitotic sister chromatid cohesion. Gene Ontology annotation, cellular component: nucleus; chromatin. NCBI's taxonomy places the organism in Eukaryota, Viridiplantae, Streptophyta, Magnoliopsida, Malpighiales, Euphorbiaceae.
AGGGCUAAAAUCGCGAAAAUAUACGUGAAGAAACCAAAUGGGUUCUAACGGAGAGAAGAAGACGGGAAUUCAAUGAAUAAAUGCAGUCCAAAAUAAGUUUCUUCUUUAAGCCAUCCACAUCGUCGUCUUCUGCAAAGCCCGUUCAGAGUCCUGCUCCGAUUUGUCGCGAAGGUGACGAUGAAUUGGCGCUUUGGGAGAAUACUAAACACGAAUUUAUCAGUACUUACAAGCGUAGAGCUCCAAAAUCAGACGACAGGGACAAGACGAUUGAAGCCAAUGAAGAUACAAUAACAAAACCAAUUUCAAGGGAUCUGAGUUUGAAACCAGAAUUAUUGAGUUUUGGGAAAGUUCUCAACAAGAAGAGAAACUACGCACAGUUUUAUUUGGACUUGGGUCAAUCUGAUUUCAAUCUCCGUACAUGUUCGAUAUGUGGGGUGAAAUAUGCCCCGGGGGAAGAAGGAGAUGAGAAGGAACAUAAAACAUUUCACAGGAAUUACACUCAUGGAGUUCAAUUCAAGGGGUUCCAGAAUGAAAGGGUUGUUGAUAUACCUUGCAAUGAAGGGGGGCGCAUUGUUUUGGUUUUAGAUAGUGACUCUGCUGCUCAGAGGAAUAAGGUACAGGAGGUUGUAAAGAUGAUGGAAAUUGAGCUUGGAGGUGGAUGGAUUUUUCGUAAGCUCUGCAAGGCAUAUCUUUUCAUCUGUUCCCACAGAGUCGCUGGUUGUUUAGUUGCUGAACCAAUACAAGAAGCGUUCAAAGUCCUUCCGCCUUCAGUAGAUAGAAGAUCUAAUAAUGCUACUAAAAAGGAUUCAAAAUCAAAAUGUACCACUCUCCAAUUUGGGGAUAUUAUCUUGCACAGAGAAAUAACAAAGAAAAUACCAUCUGUAAACUCUCUUGAAGUAUUGGAUAGGAACAGCAAUGGAGCUAUUGUCUGUGAAGAGGAAGCUACACCUGCUAUUUGUGGCAUUAGAGCAGUCUGGGUCACUCCGUCCAACAGAAGAAAACGCAUUGCCAGUCAGUUACUGGAUGCUGUGAGGAGAAGUUUUUGCAUGGGUUUUACUCUUGAACAAUCCCAGAUUGCAUUUUCACCACCAACCUCAGCUGGAAAGGGAUUGGCAUCCAGUUUUACUGGCACUGCAUCUUUCAUGGUAUACAAGCCCAUUGCUUUAGACGGUUGAAUGCUCUCAUUUUAGCCCUCUUUGCAUUACCCGUUGUGGUUUGGCAUAUAAGUGAGUUAGAAAAUAAUAAUAUGCUUUAAUUGCACACUAAUUGAUGGAUUAAAAAAAAAAAAAAAAAAAGAUGGUAUGUGAAUUUUGUUUUUCUUCACCUAGUCAACAAUUAGUUGUGGCAUGUUUAUGUGUUCACUUUAUCCUCGUCUCCAUUGAAAUUUGUAUCCAAUUGUGGUAAUGUAUCCCUACUUACUAUUGGUAGAAAAAGAAAGAAUCUUUCUUAAGGUUUCAA